CUGAAAAUUUGAACUUUUGAAACACACUACUUAUGCCAAAAUACCUUUUGAGAGGCUAGAAUUUGAAUUAUAACCUCAAAUUUUGGACUUUUGGAUCUAAUCACUAAAGAUGGUCUAAGAAAGAUGGAUCUUCCCCAGUUCAAGUUGGGCUAGAAUCGCUGAGCCUUCAGCCUGCAACUAUAACAGAAAGUUCCAGCCCAACCCACAUCAUACAGAAAAGACCAUUUCCCGCGGCGAGAGCCAUCCCACAGUUAGUCGAAGAUAAGAUGGAGCAAAAUGGCAUCAGGAUAAGGGAAAACAUCAAACGCUUUCAACAACCCAACUGUCCCUCGCAGCGAUUCAACGGCUAAGGAAGGGGCGCGCAUUCAAGGCGGGGAGGUGUGAGAUUCUGCUGCGGCCGAAUGAAAACAACAUUGUAACCGAAACCAUAAACAGUGUCCGCGUUGAUGACGUGUCUCAACCUGGUCUCCCCUGCCUCGAGUCGCUAUCAUCAACUCGGUGGCGUGGCCUCAUUGUUGCCCCUUCCCAUUUCCAGUCGUUCCUUCUGCAUUCGAGAAUCUUCUGCAGUCGUGCUCUCUCGCUCUCUGUCUACUUCUUCUCCAUCGUGGGCGAGGAGAGACGAUAAUAGUGCAAGGGUUUUCCGGAGGAGAUUGAGUGUCACGUCUGCAUCAAUGGCCGGUUUGCCACCCAAGCCCACCGUCCUCGUCACUGGAGCUGGUGGCAGAACUGGUUCGAUUGUUUACAAGAAACUGAAAGAGAGGUCAGACCAGUUCACUGCAAAGGGUUUGGUCCGGACUCCAGAGAGCAAGGACAAAAUCGGGGGAGCUGAGGAUGUUUAUGUCGGGGACAUAAGGGAUGCUGACAGCAUUGCUCCGACCAUCCAAGGAGUCGAUGCGCUCAUUAUUCUGACCAGUGCUGUGCCAAAGAUGAAACCCGGGUUUGAUCCGUCCAAAGGCGAAAGGCCUGAGUUCUACUACGAAGAAGGUUGCUUUCCUGAACAGGUUGACUGGAUUGGACAGAAGAAUCAAAUUGAUGCAGCCAAGGCUGCUGGAGUGAAGCACGUUGUGUUGGUUGGCUCUAUGGGGGGAACAAACUUAAGUAACCCAUUAAACAGCUUGGGCAAUGGCAACAUAUUGGUGUGGAAGCGAAAGGCUGAGCAGUAUCUGUCUGAUUCUGGUCUCCCUUACACAAUUAUAAGGGCUGGAGGACUGCAAGACAAAGAAGGAGGAAUCCGUGAGCUGCUGGUGGGGAAGGAUGAUGAGCUUCUUCAGACCGAGACAAGGACCAUUGCAAGACCUGAUGUUGCUGAAGUCUGCCUUCAGGCACUCCAGUACGAGGAAUCUAAGUUCAAGGCGUUUGAUCUGGCCUCUAAGCCAGAGGGAACAGGCACCCCGACCACCGACUUCAAGGCUCUCUUCUCCCAGAUCACCACCCGUUUCUGAAGAUAGCCUUGAAAGGAAUACCAUCUUUUCUCUGCGUUUCGUUACGUAAAUGAACUGCUUGUGGCGGCCAUGAAUUUGUAAGGCUUGUUCUCUAGUUGACUUUGCUUAAAGAAGAGGGAGACUUGAGUGAGACGAGGAGUAAUGUGGUUUGGAUGCUGUGACAAUUUGGUUUAUGGGAUCUGCAAUGCUGAGUUUUGACUGUUGAAAACGACGCCGUUUGAAAAACACACGC
This is a messenger RNA of Linum trigynum, 1674 nucleotides long. The record is from the annotation of a GenBank genome assembly. Lineage: Eukaryota; Viridiplantae; Streptophyta; Magnoliopsida; Malpighiales; Linaceae.